This is a messenger RNA of Bactrocera tryoni, 806 nucleotides long. RefSeq lists its product as uncharacterized. Lineage: Eukaryota; Metazoa; Arthropoda; Insecta; Diptera; Tephritidae. The coding region runs from base 44 to 796 and encodes 250 amino acids. The record is from RefSeq and is a predicted model, not a curated record. The transcript has 2 exons.
AGAUAUUGUACCAAAAGAGUUCGAUUCAAAAAUAAUCAAAAACAUGCUAUCCACGCAUCAACAAGUUACACCAAAUAAUCGCUAUGCUGUCAUCAUCGCGAUGCCCGCCAUAAUCUAUGCUCUGCUCUUCACACUGCCAAGCACCCUCGCCGGUGGGUAUAAAAUCAAUUCAGAUAGGCUCUCAAAGCCCACCUCAGCGAUGGCCUCCAAAGUACUAUUUCACAGCCCGUCGUUGGCAAAUAUUUACAAAGAAAUGAUUGUAUCGUCGAAACCACUAAGCCUUCGCAAAUACGGCAAUGGUUCCAAGGUGAAAAAAACAAAAAAGGAUUCUAAAAUCUAUUACAUACCAAUACCUCCAAUGCCAUACCGCUUUAUUCCGGGAGUGGGCUUCGAUUACCAGCCCAUGAAAAUUAAACCUAUAGUAAAGGAGCCGUCAAGUGGAAUGAAACCUUUAAAUGGCGCAGCUCAAACGAGUUCUUCGAAUGCAGGAAAAGUAACCACCAACGUAGAUCAGCAUACCGCAACGAACCAGAAGACCAAAAAUAACUGGUAUAGGCCAGUAGAUAAUGGGAGCACAAACUACAAAAUUUCGAAUAAAAAGGAAAUUGACAUAGUGGCAAAUAGACCGCUAGACUUUACAGGCGCCGACAGUAAACUCUAUCUCAUGGAUCGCGGAAAUUAUUACUUCAGUGGGCGGCCAUUUAGACUGCAGGUGGCGCAUGCGCAACCAAAGAAUCAACUAACGUCACUUAAUCUUAAAUCAAAACUAUUUUUUAAUAAAAAAAUUAUUUAUUAAAGAUAUUAGA